UGUCUCUGGCAUCAGAAACACAGAAUCCGUCUCUCACAGACACGCAGUCGCAGACAUUGUCGCGCAUACGCACGAGCGCGCACACGGACAGCAGGCACGGCCGUGAGAGCUCCGGCUGAAUCGUCACACGGUUGUCAGCCAGCAUGGAGCCCGUGCGCUUUCUGCGGGACUUAUUUUUGGUUUGUUUGUUUCUCGCGGUCACAAACACGUGCGGCAGAGUGAUGGGGGCUGUCGGGCUGGAAGAUGCCGACGAAUGCGCUGAUGGCACUGAUCACUGUCAUAUUGAUGCCCUCUGUCAAAACACACCAAAAGCCUACAACUGCAUCUGCAAGCCAGGGUACAAAGGAGAUGGGAAGCAUUGUGAAGACAUUGACGAGUGUGAAAAUGACUACAAUGGGGGAUGUGUCCAUGAAUGCAUCAACAUCCCAGGAAACUACCGGUGCACCUGUUAUGAUGGAUUCAACCUGGCAGGCGAUGGACACAAUUGCAUGGAUGUGGAUGAGUGUCUUGACAACAAUGGUGGUUGCCAGCAAGUGUGUGUCAACACCAUGGGGAGCUACGAAUGUCAGUGCACAGACGGAUUCUUCCUCAGUGACAACCAACACACCUGCAUCCACCGCUCAGAAGAUGGAAUGAACUGCAUGAACAAGGACCACGGCUGUGCCCACAUCUGCAGAGAGGCUCCUGGCAAAGGGGGAGUGUCUUGCGAAUGCCGACCUGGCUUUGAGUUGGCCAAAAACCAGAAAGACUGUACAUUAACGUGUAACUAUGGAAACGGGGGGUGCCAGCAUACUUGUGACGACACAGACAUAGGACCGGUGUGUGGCUGCCAUCAAAAAUAUGCUCUGCACUCAGACAGCAAGACCUGCAUCGAGAAAGAUGAGGCUGCAAUUGAGAGCUCUGAGUUCAAUGCCACGUCAGUAGCUGAUGUGGACAAGCGGGUGAAACGGCGGCUACUUAUGGAGACCUGUGCUGUCAACAAUGGUGGAUGCGACAGGACGUGUAAAGACACAGCCACAGGGGUGCGCUGCAGCUGCCCUGUGGGAUUUACCCUGCAACCUGAUGGCAAAACAUGUAUAGACAUCGAUGAAUGCCAGGAGAACAACGGAGGCUGCGAUCACUACUGUCGAAACACAGUCGGAUCUUUUGAAUGCAGCUGUCAGAAGGGCCACAAACUGCUGACAGAUGAACGCACGUGUCAAGAUAUUGACGAGUGUUCUUUCGAGAGAACCUGUGACCACACCUGCAUCAACUACCCAGGCAGUUUUGAGUGUUUGUGCAACAAAGGAUACAUCCUGUACGGCCUCACCCACUGUGGAGAUGUAGAUGAAUGCAGUAUCAACAACGGGAGCUGUGAGUUUGGCUGCGUCAACACACAGGGAAGUUACGAGUGCGUGUGUCCGUCCGGUCAGAAACUCCACUGGAACAAGAAGGACUGCAUCCAGGCGGUCAAAUGUACGCCCAAUGGGAAGCCAGCACCACGAGCCCAGCUGACGUGUAAUAAAAAUGCAGGGGCUGAGGUUUGCUCUCUCUCCUGCCCCUCCAACGCCCUAUUCCUUGCAGAUUCUGAAAACAGCUACACAUUAAGCUGCGGAGUGCCUGUCCAGCCUGGUAAAGCUCCGCAGGAGAGGAAUGCAACCGAUGCUUUGCCCAUCUGUGCUGACACACUGGCGUCACCUAUCAAACAGAAGGCCAGGUUCAAGAUUAAGGACGCCAAGUGUCAUCUGAAGCCCCGCAACAAGGAGAGACACAAAGACGCAUCCAAGCAGAACAUACAAGCUGGCCAGUUCUCUUGCACUGAUGACUGCCAGGUAACAUUUGUCAACCUCAAAUGUGACUCCUCAAAAAAGGGGCGCCGAGGACGCAAAUCCCCUUCAAAGGAGGUUUCACACAUCACAGCCGAGUUUGAGAUGGAGAUAAAGGAGGAGGAAGCCUCAGACUCAUGUAACGUGGAGUGUAUGCGUGACAGAAUGAAGCAGAAACUGCAGAGUGCCAUGCGAACGCUCAGGAAAUCUAUCAACAAACAGCAGUUCUACAUCCAAUUCUCAGGCACUGAGUACGAGGUGGCUCAGAAACAGUCACGAUUACCAGAAGGCGCUGAGCCCUGCAGCACAGGACAAGUCCUACAAGGUGGAAAGUGUGUGAGCUGUGGUUUGGGCACAUUCUACAGUGGAGAGCAUGAGCAGUGCGUUCAAUGUCCUCCCGGAACAUACCAGGACACAGUUGGUCAGCUGUCUUGUGAGCCGUGUCCCAGUACUGAUGGACAGGGCAUUGCUGGAGCUAAGAAUGUAUCGCAGUGUGGAGGCCAAUGUCCGGCUGGUCACUUCUCUGCUGAUGGAUUCCGUCCAUGCCAGCCGUGUUUGCUGGGUUCAUACCAGCCUGAACCAGGUCGAGUUCUGUGCUUUCCCUGUGGAGGAGGCCUUAUGACCAAAUAUGUUGGUUCAACAUCCUUUAGGGAUUGUGAGGCCAAGGUGCACUGUGCUCCGGGUCAUUACUACAACUUCAGUACCCACCGUUGUAUUCGCUGCCUAUUGGGAACCUAUCAGUCUGAAUUUGGGCAGAACUACUGCAUCACUUGUCCAGGAAACACCACAACUGACUUUGAUGGUGCCACCAACGUUACCCACUGUAAAAACCAGUUGUGUGGAGGUGAACUCGGAGAGUACACAGGCUACAUCGAGUCACCCAACUACCCUGGAGAUUAUCCAUCCAAUGUUGACUGUGUAUGGACCAUCAUACCACCACACAAGAGACGGAUCCUAAUUGUGGUGCCAGAGAUCUUCCUCCCCAUUGAGGACGAGUGUGGAGAUGUCUUGGUGAUGAGGAAGAGUGCCCUUCCCACCUCCAUCACGACAUAUGAGACUUGCCAGACGUAUGAGCGUCCUAUCGCAUUCACCUCUCGCUCCCGAAAGCUCUGGGUCCAGUUCAAGUCCAAUGAGGGUAAUAGCGGCAAAGGCUUUCAAGUUCCAUAUGUCACAUAUGAUGAGGAUUACCAGCAGCUGAUUGAGGACAUAGUGCGAGAUGGAAGGCUUUAUGCAUCUGAAAACCAUCAGGAGAUACUAAAGGACAAGAAGCUGAUAAAAGCCCUGUUUGAUGUACUGGCUCAUCCCCAAAACUACUUCAAAUACACAGCACAGGAGUCUAAAGAAAUGUUCCCCCGCUCCUUCAUUAAGCUGCUGCGUUCCAAAGUCACCAGAUUCUUAAGGCCAUACAAAUGAGUCACCCCUCUUCCCACCAGACCUGUUAAAGACACUCAGCAUCCUGUAUCACUUUAGACCCAUCUAACAUUCCCCUGCCUUGGUUUAAACCUUGUUGUUCCUUUUUUCUGGCUAGACAUCUCCAUCAAUUAUAUUUGUACUUUGAGUUUUCUUUGUCAAAAUGACCUUUCCUCUUUUAUGUGGUAAUUUAUCAAUAUCUUCACCACAACUUUCCAUUUGCGCAGCUUUGUAUAUAAGGUUUGACUAAUAAGGGAUUUUGAAGGCCAGGACUAUUAGAAUGAAAAGAUAAUCUAAAUGAGUUGAAUAUUGUUUGUGUAUAUAUUGUUUGAUCAAAUCAGAUUUUUUUUAAUCUAAAAAUAUUUGUCACUUUUUAAUGUGGAAUACUACAGCUAGGCAUCUCAACAUAACUUUAUACUUUGUCAGCACAGGUGCAAUAGAGAUGGCAAGUGUUUUCUUAGGUAAUUUAAUAAUAAUUGACCAUCAUAAAACCACGUGAAAAUGUAUUCUCUAAUGCAGGGGUGUCAAACUUACGGCCCGCGGACCAAAACCGUCGCGCUAGGGGCUUCAAUCUGGCCCGCUUGAUGGAUUUUUGAGUAAAGAAAAUCCAUAAACACUUUGUGUUGGCGAUGUUUUGUCAAACUAUAUUUCAUUAAAUAUGAAUAUUUUCUAAUAAAGUACAGCCGGACCAGUACGUUCAUUUAUUUUUCUAAUAAAUGAAAGUACUGGUCCGGCCCACUUGACAUCUAAUGAGGCUGUUUGUUACCCCUGAACCAAAAUGAGUUUGACACCCCUGCACUAAUGUAUACGUCUAGAUGUAACAGGUUAAGACACAAUUUAUAAUUCUUUUCAUUUUCUUCUACUGAUAUCUUCUAUUUUGUGGGAUUUAAUGGCACAUCAAACUGCUAUUGUCGCUGAAGUUUAACCUUUAAAUCUUACUUAUUCAUCAUAGACUACACCUUUAUUUCUUUAUUUCUCAACCUGAAAUGUUGUAGGGCAUGCUUCUGUUAAUGCAGAGGUGUCAAACUCCUGGCUCCGGCCAUCUUCUGGCCCAGUAAUAGCAGAAGUGCCGUUUUGUGCCGGGAUGCUUAGAAACAGACAUAUUGUUUUAUUAGUUCAUUAAAAUGCUUUUUGUACUGUUCUUACUUACAGUGUUUAAAUCAACAAAGAGAAAGAUAAAUAUUUUUUGUAGCACUCUUUUAUGAGUACUCUUCUAUUAGGUUGCAACAGAUGUUAUAAAAACAAAGAGAAUAUAUAUAUGUGUAUAUAUAUAUAUAUAUACAUAUAUAUUUUACUCGCUAUACAUAUAUAUAGAGAGAGAGACAGAAAGAAGAAGAGAGAGAGAAAGAGAGAUCUUUAUAUGUGUAUCUUUCUUCAAUUCAAUUCCUGUGAUUAUAUUAGUGUAGUGUUCAACUAAACAGGCCCAGGUUUCAUAAUGAGAAGUAAAUUGUGAGAAAACCAUUUUAUUCUUGAUUACAUAUUCACUUUGUGACAAUUUUGUUUGGAGAUGCAAUCUGGGAAUUUUCUUCUGUAAAAUAUGUCCCGUUGCUUAAAAAAGUUCGGCCAACACUAUAUUUACAUAAAUCACAUUUUCCGAUACGAAAACUCCACUAUUUUACAAAACAUGUGAGGCAUAUUUUUCUUCAAACACGAUCAGACCUAGUCAGUUAUUAGCUAUAUACUGUAUAUGCAUUAGAUAGUUCGCAUUAAAAAUGUGAGAAUUCCAUAGGUAGUUGAGCUCACAUCCAAAUUCAUAACUGAAAGGGUAAAGGUCAUACUAUAUCAAUCAACAAACUGACGAGGAGAUAAAGAAGGAUACCUUGUUCCAGCAUGUAAAUCAGAUUUUAUGUGAAGAAUAUAGUACCAAUGUAGCCUUAUUUUUUUGCCUUGAGUCGAAAAGGAAAACAUUUCUUCUGUUUUCCUAAAUGUUUGAAAUGACAAUGUCAACAAGACAAGACUAAUAAUGACCAAUCUAUUGAUGGCCAUUUGACUCAGUUGGCAAAGACACUCGUGCCAUUUUCCAAAAGUGUUCGUCUUUGUCUUUCGCGGUUAAGUUCUAUUAAGUUGACAUACAUUUACAUUAAUAUUUAAUGUAAAGCUUUGAAAGUAUUGUGAAUUAAUUAGCAAUUUAAGUAGUUUAGGUAUUCAAAAGGGAAUUCAUUUGGCCCAACCUGUUACCUUUGGUAGCCCACGAUCUACAUCUUUUCUUUUUUUUUUCUUAAUAGCUAUCCUGAGAUUGUUGCACCAUUUUUAAUUUCGCUUCAUCAACUUACAGGUUUUUUGCUUAUUUGUUUUUGGUUGUUGUUGUAUUUUUGAAAGUGUAUUCUGAAUGUUGGAAGAGACCUGCAUGAUAGGCUACACCAAAUAGAUGCAGUAUAGGUACAGACAUACACAAUUGUAUAAUUAUCUGCACAAAAUGUGAGUUUUUUGUAAUGUGCACAAGACAAUGGCAUUGAAAGAACAGAUGCACAUAGAAUAUUAAUAUUUUUUAAAUGAAAAACCACAUGUAUGAACCCGCGGUGGGUGUGUCAUUCCUUGAAGCACACAGAUGAUGAAAUGAUGAUGUAUGUCUAUCAUUGUUCUUUUUCUUAAAUAUCGUUAACAAGACUAACACAAAGGUACCCUGCCUGUAAGAAACGGAGUGUUGCUUUAAAGAGAAAUGUCUGUGAUGUCAUUAGUAUUUGGAACUUCAAUUGCACUUGAAUUUUAUGUGAAAACUGUAGCAAAAAAGGCAACGUGUGUUGGUUUUAAUUUUGUGUGUGUGUUCUUGUGUAAUGUAAGGUUUUGUGGCCAUGGUGGAAUGUGCACAGAUGUCUCCUGUUGUCCCCGUAUCCAUUUCUGUUAAAGCAGAAGUAAAAAAAAAAAAAAAA
Messenger RNA from Cynoglossus semilaevis (tongue sole), 6085 nucleotides. RefSeq names its product signal peptide, CUB domain, EGF-like 1 (gene scube1). Bases 144 to 3218 code for a protein of 1024 amino acids. The record is from RefSeq and is a predicted model, not a curated record. Gene Ontology annotation, molecular function: calcium ion binding. The transcript is spliced from 23 exons. NCBI's taxonomy places the organism in Eukaryota, Metazoa, Chordata, Actinopteri, Pleuronectiformes, Cynoglossidae. Gene Ontology annotation, cellular component: cell surface. Gene Ontology annotation, biological process: signal transduction.